Molecule: messenger RNA, 852 nt
Organism: Linum tenue
Lineage: Eukaryota; Viridiplantae; Streptophyta; Magnoliopsida; Malpighiales; Linaceae
Source: the annotation of a GenBank genome assembly
AAACCUCCUUCCCACCUUCAACAAUACCAUUGCAACCUGCUUCAACAGCUUUCUUCCACCAGUCAUCCAAGUCAGCAGCAGACUCCAGGUAUCACCUACCCUCUCUCUUCUGUAUUGGAUUAUUCUAAUCUCUCACUCAACCAUCAGAACUUUGUCUUGAGCAUUUCUUCUCAAAAAGAACCACAGACUUACAAAGAGGCAUGCCAGUAUCCUGAAUGGAAUGAAGCAAUGGCAGUUGAAACUACUGCUCUUGAGGCCAAUCAGACAUGGGAUGUUGUUGAACUCCCUCCUGGUAAAAAACCAGUAGGGAACAAAUGGGUUUACAAAAACAAGCAUCUUUCUGAUGGCAGUUUAGAGAGACAGAAGGCUAGGCUGGUUGCAAAGGGUUACAGUCAACAGGAGGGGGUUGAUUAUCAAGAUACAUUUGCUCCAGUAGUCAAAAUGACUACCAUUCGACUAUUCCUAGCAAUUGCUGCUGCUCAGGCUUGGCAUGUUCACCAACUAGAUGUGAACAAUGCCUUCCUACAUGGUGAUCUAGACCAGGAAGUCUACAUGAAGCUUCCCCCUGGUUACAUUCCACCACCUGGCUUCAAGAAUCCUGUAUGCCGCCUAAAAAGUCUAUCUAUGGCCUCAAACAGGCCUCACGUCAGUGGUUCACUAAGCUUGCUGAUAAGCUACAGUCUCAGGGUUAUAUGCCUAGCAAGGUUGAUCAUUCACUUUUCUACAAAUCAUCAGACCUGCUACUACACCUAUGGACUACAAAGUUCAUCUAUCUGCUGAGCACACUGAUCCCUAUCAUGAUCCAGAAGAGUACAGGAAGUUGGUAGGAAAAUUGAUCUAUCUCACCACCAC